Molecule: messenger RNA, 2233 nt
Organism: Humulus lupulus (European hop)
Lineage: Eukaryota; Viridiplantae; Streptophyta; Magnoliopsida; Rosales; Cannabaceae
Product: protein TIC 56, chloroplastic
Exons: 5
Coding region: 75-1649 (524 amino acids)
Source: RefSeq, a predicted model, not a curated record
UACCUCGCUGGGAGUCCAACUCAGUCCUCCGUUUUCAACCUCGUUGAGACUUGAGAGCUUAAGUUUUAUCUUCAAUGGCGUCCAUCAACUUCAACCCUUUCGAAAGCUGGUUCGGAAAACCCCUGAAGCCACUUCCUCCCCUGAACCUCCUCCGGCUCACGGACUCAUUCUUCCUCAAGACCCAAACCUCUACGAAAUUCGCCUCACUCAGCGCCUCCAACCUCUUCGAUCAAGCCAAAGAGCCUGUAAACAAGAAUUCUGACGAACCCAAGUCCGAAAAUUCUGAGCCCGAAGAGGAGAAGGGUCAUUUCGGAAAAAUGCUGGACCAGUACUUCUGGGAAUGUGAGAACUUGCCGGAUUACAGGUACACCCCAGAAGUGGAGAAGAUUCUAAACGACGACCCUUUUUUUGAAAAGAAGGAAAACCCAACCGAGGAAGAGAUUAGAGAGAACGAGAAGUUGUUGGAAGCGAUCAGGGCUAAUCCAGUUAUGAAGUUUUUGGUCCAAGCAGAGGAGAUUGCGGACAAGUACAAUGAAAUGGAGCUCAAAGAGAACGAGAAUCCGUACAGAAGAGAGGACAGGAAGCUAUGGCGAUCGGUGCCUCAUGUUCUUGGCCUCGACGGCCGGCCUAUGCCUAGGAAGGCCAUAAAGACGAGAGAGGAGUCUGAUGAUAAGUUCUGGGAUUUCGCCAGGCAGUUCUUCUUUGGGCUUUGGGGCUUCAGGCAGAGGCCUUACCCUUCGGGGCGACCCAUUGAUGUUGCUCAGGCAAUUGGGUACAAGCGGCUCGAGAAGCGAUACUAUGACUUUAUCAUGAGGAGUGGUGGAUUUUACUAUAAGGAUCGCUUGGGUCGUACUCGGGGACCUUGUGAGUUGAUAACCCUCAAGACUGCGUGGGGUGGUGGCAUUAUUGAUAAAGACACUUUCAUUUGGGCUGAAGACAUGGAUGAAUGGGCACCAAUUCACAUGGUUUACGGAAUGGAGCGUGCAGUUGCCACUUGGGAAGUUAGGCUUGGUGCUGCUGCUACUGCUUUUCUUCACAAACUACAAAAAGGAAUUCCUCCUUGGGUUCCUCUAAAGGGACGUGAGCCUAAGACUUAUAAGCAGGCUCAAGAAGAAGCUUAUGAAAGCAAAAGACGUGAUUUAGCAGUAUUGAAAGCUAAUGAUGGGAUUUGGCCUGGUGUGAGAAUUCCUAGUCAUGUUCUAUUUCUCUGGGCUGGUGGUUCUGAACUGACAACAAUUCUCGAAGCUGAUCACAUGCCAAACAAAUACAUUCCAAAAGAUGUUAGGCGUCAAUUGGCUGGAAUUAUCCCUGGUCUAAGGCCGUGGGAGGUUCUAAGUGUAGAACAAGCAAUGGAUCAAAUAACGUAUGGUGGGGAAUGGUACCGUGAACCUCUUGGUUCAUACACCACAGGCCCUCCAUACAUUCAGGAGUGGAACAAGGAAGUCAUGAGACUGAUAGAUGUUUAUACAUUGCUUAGCACCCAUGUUUACGAAAAACUGAAACAGACAAUUCCUGGUUUCGAUACUGUACUUGAAAGUGUCCUUGCUGAUGCAUCAGUGAGGGAAAAGAAAAGGAAGGAGAAGAGGGCAAGAGAGAAGAAAGAACAGGAGGAGAAAGAAUUGAUUCGUCGGCUUGCAGGUGGUCGGUAGCAUCACAAGAAUCAACCAAUUUUGAGUUAGUGGCAAACAAGAUUCCACCUUCACUUCAUGGAAAAUUUACUUGUGAGUACCUCUUUUGAAAACAAAAGACGAGCUUUGGUUCAUCAAAAUGCUUGUCUUCCUUGUACUGGUUAAUUCUACCAACCAUAUCUUAGACUGAACCAUGCAAAUAGCAACUUCAGAUCAUGCUUUGGAUUAUAUAAUAAGUAGAUAUAGGUUCUCUUUGUUCACUUGAUUUUGACUGCACUACAUAUAGUGUAUACAAGUAUCAAUCAAACUAAUUAUGGGGUUGUUUCUAUGGAUAAAUCAUGUUCUGAGCUCCAUCUACAACAUAUCAUGAGCUUUAUUUUAGGCUCUCUAGUUACACUGCUAUUUUAUAAUCAUGGAAAGAACUCAAGAAGGCAGGCACUGCUUGUUGCUCAUGUUUACCUUGUUGUAAAACGUAUUUUCCUAACAGUUGGCUUCAAAUUUGCUAUACCUGGACUGGACAUUAGCAUUAUCAAAGUUGUCCAAAGUUUUUGUAUUCAUCAAGUACGAUGAACUUUGUUUAUAAUCAAGCAAAUUUGGUUGGAGUU